Lepus europaeus (European hare) is the source of this 3734-nucleotide messenger RNA. It is a transcript of the gene SLF2, whose product is annotated as SMC5-SMC6 complex localization factor 2. Gene Ontology annotation, biological process: positive regulation of double-strand break repair; DNA damage response; protein localization to site of double-strand break. Gene Ontology annotation, cellular component: nucleus; site of double-strand break. The record is from RefSeq and is a predicted model, not a curated record. NCBI's taxonomy places the organism in Eukaryota, Metazoa, Chordata, Mammalia, Lagomorpha, Leporidae. The transcript is spliced from 20 exons. Bases 142 to 3642 code for a protein of 1166 amino acids.
AAGAGAGAACCGCCAUGAAGAGAGAAGGGGGUGCCGCCCACCUCUGCUCCGACAGCUUCUCUGAGUCCCAGCAGCAAGACGGCAACCACGCACCCAUCUUCUCCAGCCACAGCUCAUGCCGCCGUCGUCAGCGGCGCCGACAUGACAAGGCGCUGCAUGCCCGCUAGGCCAGGUUUCCCCUCAUCCCCAGCCCCGGGGUCGUCGCCCCCGCGCUGCCAUCUGAGACCUGGUAGUACGGCCCCUGCUGCAGCGGGAAAAAGACCAGAGAGUCCUGGGGACAGGAAACAGUCAAUUAUAGAUUUCUUCAAACGAGCCUCAAAACAAGACAGACAUAUGUUGGAUUCUCCACAAAAAUCAAACAUCAAAUAUGGAGGAAGUGGAUUGUCCGUUACUGGGACAGAGCAGUUUGAAAGGAAACUAUCCUCACCAAAAAAAUCUAAACACAAAAGGAUGCCAUCAGACAAGAGCCCUAUUUUAGAAGCUUUCAUGAAAGGUGUGAAAGAGCACCAUAAAGAUCGUGAUGUAUCUGAGUCACGUCAACCUUGUGUGUCACUAGCCUCCAAGUACUUACCCAAAGGAACAAAUAUCUAUGUUCCUCCUCCUUAUCGCUUAUCAGAAGAGAUGAAAGUGCUGAAGAAAAAACAUCGAUCUCCAGAGAGAAGGAAGUCUCUGUUCACUCAUGAAAAUAGCAGAGAGAAGGCUGAUAGAGACCGAGGCAAGACCAAUGCCGAGUCCAAAAGACAGGCCGCAGUCGCAGAAGCUGACAUCUUUAAGAACAGCUCCAGAAGUCUCAGUAGCAGGAGCAGCCUAUCCAGACAUCACCCAGGAGAAAGUGCACUGGGAGCGAAGUUCCAGUUGUCACUAGCCUCUUACUGCAGAGAACGCGAGCUGAAGAAGUUGAGAAAGGAACAGAUGGAACAGAGAAUCAACUCAGAAAAUUCUUUCUCCGAAGCAAGCAGUCUUUCCUUAAAAUCCUCUAGUAUGGCAAGAAAAUGCCAGCAGAGACAGGAACAAAGUAAACAGAAUGAUGCCAUACCUGGAAAGAGUAACCUUUCAAACCUGGAAAAUGGACAUCUCUCAAGAAAAAGAUCCUCUUCUGAUUCAUGGGAACCUACUUCAGGCUCUAAGCAGAAUAAAUUCCCUGACAAAAGAAAAAGGAGCUCUGUGGAUUCAGAUCUAAAAAGCACAAGAGAAUCUCUGAUACCAAAAGCAAAAGAGUCCUUUUUUGAGAAGCGUCCUGACGGACCACAUCAGAAAGAAAAAUUCAUAAAACAUAUUGCUCUGAAGACACCUGGUGAUGUGCUGCGUUUGGAGGAUAUAUCCAAGGACCCUCACGAUGAAACUGAUCACCCCUCUACAGGCUCAGCACCUUCACAUUCUGGCCACCACUCAUCUAGGAAUAGUGACCAAAUCAGUGUGGCAAGUACCAAAGACACUAAGAUGCACAAACCCCACUCACCUUUACCUCAGGAAAAAUCUGCAGCUAAAAAAGCUAGCAGCCUUCAGAAAAGUAAAACUGCUGGCUCUGUGACAUCAAAAGAGACAAAACUUCUACCUUUACUUUCCCAUGUUCCAAGUGCUGGUUCCUCUCGGGUACCAUUAAAUACUAAAAAUUGUACUCUUCCAGUUCCUAAAAAAGAUAAAGAGCGUUUGUCAUCUAAAGAAUGUUCUGGGCAUUCUACAGAAUCCUCCAAACACAAGGAACACAAAGCAAAGACUAAUAAGGAUGAUACUAAUGUAUCUUCAGGGAAAAUUUCUGGGGAAUCUUUGCAUUCAGAAUAUGGCACUUCUACAAAGUCUCCCCCAGCUGCUUUGGAAAUUGUGCCGUGCAUCCCAAGCUCUACAGCACCUUCAGAUAAAGAGAGUUCAGGAAAUUCCAACACAGGUAGCAGUGCACUGAAAAGAAAACUAAGGGGUGAUUUUGAUAGUGAUGAAGAAAGUUUAGGUUACAAUCUAGACAGUGAUGAGGAAGAGGAAACAUUAAAAUCACUGGAAGAAAUAAUGGCUUUGAACUUCAAUCAGACUCCUGGAACUACAGGAAAGCCUCCAGCUCUUACCAAGGGUCUUAGGUCUCAGUCAUCAGAGUAUACAGAACAUGGUCACAGUGGGACUUAUACAAAUACUUUAGAGCGUCUAGUGAAAGAGAUGGAAGACACACAAAGGCUAGAUGAACUGCAGAAGCAGCUACAAGAAGAUAUAAGGCAGGGCCGAGGCAUUAAAUCCCCAAUCAGAAUCGGAGAUCAAGAUAGUACAGAUGAUGAAGAUGGCCUCUUGGAGGAACACAGGGAAUUUCUAAAGAAAUUUUCAGUUACAAUUGAUGCUAUUCCUGAUCAUCAUCCAGGUGAAGAAAUAUUUAAUUUCCUUAAUUCUGGAAAAAUUUUCAAUCAGCAUACCUUGGAUUUAAGAGACUCUGGUUUUAUCGGACAAAGUGCUGUAGAAAAGCUUAUUCUUAAAUCAGGAAAAACAGAUCAGAUUUUUUUGACAACACAAGGCUUCCUUACCUCUGCUUAUCAUUAUGUCCAGUGUCCUGUACCUGUGUUAAAGUGGCUAUUUCGGAUGAUGUCAGUUCAUACAGACUGCAUUGUGUCAGUGCAAAUUUUAAGUACAUUGAUGGAAAUAACAAUUAGAAAUGAUACCUUCAGUGACUCACCAAUUUGGCCCUGGAUUCCAUCACUAUCUGAUAUAGCAGCUGUGUUUUUCAAUAUGGGGAUUGAUUUUAGAUCUUUGUUUCCUCUGGAGAAUCUUCAGCCAGACUUCAGUGAAGACAAUCUGGUUUCUGAUACACAGACAACAUCAGGGGGAAAAGGAAGUGAAGAUUCAUCUUGUAAACCAAUUUUUUCAGCUCUUCCUGAAACCAACAUUUUAAAUGUGGUUAAGUUUCUAGGCUUGUGUACAUCUAUACAUCCAGAAGGUUACCAGGAUCGUGAAAUAAUGUUGCUGAUUCUAAUGUUGUUUAAAAUGAGUUUGGAGAAACAGCUGAAGCAGAUUCCUCUCGUUGACUUUCAAAGCCUCCUGAUAAACCUGAUGAAAAACAUUAGAGAUUGGAACACUAAGGUGCCUGAACUCUGUCUGGGUAUAAAUGAGCUCUCAAGUCAUCCUCACAACCUUCUGUGGAUGGUACAGCUGGUCCCUAACUGGACCUCACGUGGAAGGCAGCUGAGACAGUGCCUAAGUCUAGUGAUUAUUUCAAAGCUUUUGGAUGAAAAACAUGAAGAUGUCCCUAAUGCCAAUAACCUGCAGAUAUCAGUCCUACAUCGCUAUCUUGUGCAAAUGAAGCCUUCUGAUUUGUUGAAGAAAAUGGUCUUGAAGAAAAAGGCUGAACAACCAAAUGGCACCAUUGAUGACAGUCUUCAUUUAGAGCUUGAAAAGCAGGCAUAUUACCUGACCUACAUUCUUCUUCAUUUAAUCGGUGAAGUUAGUUGUUCUCAUUCUUUUUCCUCUGGACAACGGAAACACUUUGUGCUACUCUGUGGGGCUUUGGAAAAGCACGUUAAGUGUGAUAUUAGGGAAGAUGCAAGACUUUUCUAUAGAACUAAGGUGAAAGACUUGGUUGCCAGGAUACAUGGAAAGUGGCAGGAAAUAAUCCAGAACUGCCGGCCUACUCAGGGGCAGCUUCAUGACUUCUGGGUACCAGAUUCUUAACAGGAGUUGCAGCAGCCAUAAUGUGGACCAGAGAAAUUCAAUAAGAGCCUUUCUGAAAGGAGUAGAAGGGAUUGCUGCAGAAUCCAGCGGGA